Messenger RNA from Thunnus maccoyii (southern bluefin tuna), 901 nucleotides. RefSeq names its product adipogenesis associated, Mth938 domain containing (gene aamdc). Gene Ontology annotation, biological process: positive regulation of fat cell differentiation. The transcript has 4 exons. The record is from RefSeq and is a predicted model, not a curated record. Lineage: Eukaryota; Metazoa; Chordata; Actinopteri; Scombriformes; Scombridae. Gene Ontology annotation, cellular component: cytoplasm. Bases 119 to 487 code for a protein of 122 amino acids.
AAGCAACGCUGACGUAAUUUUGCGCACGAUACACAAGGUCAGUUACGUCUUGCUGCUGGUCGCCAUCGAUGUAAACUCUCAUGUCGUCGAAGACCACUUCUUGUAGCGUCACAUCACCAUGUCCUCUCCAGAGAUCGCCUCUCUCUCCUGGGGCCACAUGAAGGUGAAGGGAUGCUCCUCCAGCUACAAGGACUGUAAGGUCUGGCCUGGAGGCAGCCGGACUUGGGACUGGAGGGAGACUGGGACUGAUCAUUACCCAGGAGUACAACCUGCUGAUCUGGAGGAGGUGCUGAAGAAGGGAGUUGAUAUGCUGGUCAUCGGCAGAGGCAUGAGUGAAGCUCUGCAGGUUCCCUCCACCACUGUGGACUUUGUGAAGCAGAAAGGUGUCGAUGUCCGAGUCCUGCAGACGGAAAAGGCCGUCGCUGAAUACAACAAACUGGCUGGCCAGGGCGUCAAGGUGGGCGGGGUCUUCCACUCCACCUGUUGACUUUACCUUUGCUGCACCAGAUUCGUGACAACCUUUUGUUGCCCAAAGAGACUGUUUUUGGCACAUGAAUCGCUGGCUAGCUCUUCUAGCUCUUUAGCAUGACUACAACCACUGAUUCAGGGUAAGACUAAAACAUCUUCAAUACUAAUCUUCACCUAAUUUCAGCUGGCUGUGCUUUAGAGCAGAACUUUAUAAAGGCAGAAUGCUAUAAAAGUUUAUAAAUUAGUAAACUCAAAUGUACUUUUACCGUCAUCUAAACAGGGAGGAAUUCACUUAGUGAUAUGUUUUCAAAGGCUACUUUUAGAUCCAUUUGAAGAUGCAAUACAUUUGAAUUCAGAGGCCAAUUUCUUUUUCUUCCUGCAAAGUACAAUAAUGACUUUUCAAUUAUCAGGUAAAAAAAAGACACUGAUCACA